GUCGAGCGGGGCGCGGUCGCCGUCACGGAGCGGAGUUGGUGCUUGUCAUCCGGCCGCCAUUAUCUCGUAUUUAAACGAUUUUGUAAAAUCAAUUAAAGUGUUCGCCGCCGUUACGUGUAAUUCGUGCCGGGUGAAGUAUAAAAUUGUUGCAUCGUCGACAGUGUGAUCGUCGAGCCGGGUAGAGUGUUGUUGGAUAGAGUACGAACAGUGAUAAGUGGUACUGUUAGGUUACUGUGUGUUGGGUGCUAUCGUCGUAUAGGGUGGCUCCGGUCAAGCCGGAGCGGCAGGACACGUGCGGAGCGCAUGCAGAGGGAGCGGUGAAAGCGCGCCCGGCUCGGGAGUCGGGGGGAGCACAGGCAGCAGGACAGCUGCCGACAUGGGGUGCGCCCAGUCGGCCGAGGAGCGCGCGGCGGCCGCUCGCAGCAAAUUGAUCGAGAGGAACUUGAAAGAGGAUGGCAUCCAGGCGUCCAAAGAUAUCAAACUGUUGUUGCUAGGUGCUGGCGAGUCGGGCAAGAGUACUAUAGUGAAACAAAUGAAAAUUAUCCACGAAAGUGGCUUCACAAAUGAAGACUUCAAACAGUAUCGGCCGGUUGUGUACAGCAACACUAUUCAAUCGCUCGUCGCCAUCUUGCGCGCCAUGCCCAACUUGGGCAUCACCUAUGGCAAUAAGGAUCGAGAGAGCGAUGGUAAGAUGGUGUUCGACGUGAUCCAACGGAUGGAGGACACGGAGCCGUUCAGCGAGGAGCUGCUCGCCGCAAUGAAGAGGCUCUGGGCAGACGCAGGAGUCCAGGAGUGCUUCGGACGCUCCAACGAGUACCAGCUCAACGACUCCGCCAAAUACUUCCUGGAUGACCUGGACCGGUUAGGUGCUCGGGACUACCAGCCCACCGAACAAGAUAUCCUAAGGACCAGAGUGAAAACCACUGGCAUAGUCGAAGUGCACUUCUCCUUCAAAAAUCUUAAUUUCAAAUUGUUCGACGUGGGCGGGCAGCGGUCCGAGAGGAAGAAAUGGAUCCACUGCUUCGAGGACGUGACCGCGAUCAUAUUCUGCGUCGCCAUGUCCGAGUACGAUCAGGUGCUGCACGAGGAUGAGACAACGAACCGCAUGCAGGAGAGUCUAAAGUUGUUCGACUCGAUCUGCAACAACAAGUGGUUCACGGACACCAGCAUCAUCCUGUUCCUAAACAAGAAGGAUCUGUUCGAGGAGAAGAUACGCAAGUCGCCCCUCACCAUAUGUUUUCCGGAAUACACGGGCGCACAAGAGUACGGCGAGGCGGCGGCGUACAUCCAGGCGCAGUUCGAGGCGAAGAACAAAUCCACCACGAAGGAGAUCUACUGCCACAUGACCUGCGCCACCGACACCAACAACAUUCAGUUCGUGUUCGACGCCGUCACCGACGUCAUCAUCGCCAACAACCUGCGCGGCUGCGGCCUCUACUAAACUGUCGUGUGUACCGCCGCGCCCCCGCCCCCGCCCCGCCGCCCUCCCGCACCUCCCGCGAGCCCUCCGCAAGCAUAUCAGCGCCUCGGUGGCGGGCGCCGGCGCGGGCGGGCCGGGGCGGCGCGGGGGGACGCGGGAGGACACGGGGAGCGGCCACGCUCAUGCCGCCAGUCGGUCCGCAGCUACGCGUAAUAUAAUUACCUAUAUAUUUUUAUGAAAAGUAAGCUUACUGGAUUAUACCGCCGAUGUGCAGAUAUCAUGUGUCACAUGGCUUGGGGCAUUGUGUAUGUUUUACGUUGGCCCCGGCGCCGCCUCGCCGCCCGCACCGCCGCAGCUCUUCACUUGUAAGAUAUUCCUUUGUUCGUAUUAGUUGAUGGCGUCGGGCUCCUCGCACGCGCCCCGCUCUGUUAGUCCAUCUGUUAUGAUGAAUGUGAAUUAGUAAACUAGUGUUCAAUUCUAAAUUUUGGUGCUAAAUUUGGCAUAGUUUGGUUCGUGCAUCGGUCGGUGCGGGUCGGUGUGGGCGUGGGUCGGCAGUGAGUGCUCGCCACCUCUCGCCACCGCUCCCACCGCUGGGGCGACGCGCCGGGGCUCCGGUAACAAUGUGCUUAUAUACUCACUCUCUUACGGACCAAAAACAGAAAGGAACCAAUAUUUAGUAUUGAGAAUCACAACGUAGUGAGAAGCAUUAAUAUGUUCACAGGCCUACUUUAUCUGAUUACAAAACAUCAUUCCAUUAUUAAGUAUUUUAUCACUUACAAUGAAAAUUUAUUUUUUUAUAAAGUUUUGAAAGCACGAACAGUGACCGCUGUUGUUGGAUAAGGCGCAUCGCAUCCAUUGUGUUUGCACAUUAUUUACGAUCAUAUUUUAAGCUGUGUAACCUGUGACCUAUUUGGACUAAUGCAUAUUUUAAUUUAAGCAUUGUAUUACGCACAAAUUAUUUAUUCCAAUAAAAGCGUUAAUUCGUUAUGCCAUAUAUAAUCAUAAAUAUUAUUUUGUGUUCAUAUUUUUUCUAUAUCAUUUUACAGUUAACCUUAAGGUGUAGCCAUUUAAGAACUAUCCUUGUAUUCUAUUACUGAAAUCAUGUUAGGCAUUUAUUAAUUUAUCUAGCGCGUAUUUGCAUUAAAGGUGGUACAUGUAAACUC
Messenger RNA from Manduca sexta (tobacco hornworm), 2583 nucleotides. It is a transcript of the gene Galphao, whose product is annotated as guanine nucleotide-binding protein G(o) subunit alpha. The transcript is spliced from 8 exons. Gene Ontology annotation, molecular function: GTP binding; G-protein beta/gamma-subunit complex binding; GTPase activity. The record is from RefSeq and is a predicted model, not a curated record. Bases 377 to 1441 code for a protein of 354 amino acids. Gene Ontology annotation, biological process: adenylate cyclase-modulating G protein-coupled receptor signaling pathway. Gene Ontology annotation, cellular component: heterotrimeric G-protein complex. Lineage: Eukaryota; Metazoa; Arthropoda; Insecta; Lepidoptera; Sphingidae.